Molecule: messenger RNA, 2128 nt
Organism: Chinchilla lanigera (long-tailed chinchilla)
Lineage: Eukaryota; Metazoa; Chordata; Mammalia; Rodentia; Chinchillidae
Gene: Samd7
Product: sterile alpha motif domain containing 7
Exons: 7
Coding region: 1-1296 (431 amino acids)
Molecular function (GO): protein binding
Source: RefSeq, a predicted model, not a curated record
AUGGCUGUGAACACUUUACUGACAGCAUCAGGGCAGCAAAGGAUCCCACUGAUUCCCUCACCAUUUGGACCUCCAGUUGUGGACAGAGAUGCUUUGCCUUCUGUUGUACCAACUGACCCAAGACAGUUUUGUGUUCCUUCCCAGUUUGGAUCAUCUAUUCUACCAAAUACAAACAUGCCAAAUAUGCUGCCCAGUCAUGGCUACUCAGGUUGGGGCAUUUUACCAUCUGAAUCCAUAAAGGCAGUGACCAGAAGGAAUGAAAUGAUUCAAAGGCACCAUAUUGCCAGAUCAGAACUGGAAAUGUAUGCGAUUUACCAGCAAAGACGAAUGGAAAAAGUGAAUCCCAAGGGACUAGCUGGCCUAGGCAUACCAUUUCUCUAUGGUUCCAGCAUCCCAGCUGGCCCAGCCACUUAUCAGAGCAGGAGCAUACACCCUGCCAGCGACCUGCAUUUUCACAGAAGCACUCUCAGGCAUCUUCAGGAAAACCCCAUUCUCAUGGCAACCAGACCACAUGUUAUAGAAAGCUGGGGGCAGAAAUAUCGACCCAGGAGAGGCACAGGGAAUCAGAAAUCUCUAGAAAGUGAUGCUGAGAGUUCCAAAAGUCAAGCAGAAGAAAAAGUCCUAGGCCAGAUGCCUGCAGUUCCCUGUGAAGAGGAGGAAUAUGCAAAAGACCCAGAGAUUGAGGUAUGCCACAAUCAGAAGUCAAGCGAAACCAGUGCAAAGCCAACAACACCUCUCACCAACCCCUGUGGAGCACUCCAGCCCACCCAUAAAAAACCCUGGGGUGUUCACACCAUACCCCUGGGAAAGGCUUGGGACUGUGGGAAGGAGGAGGCCGAAGAGCAGGUGUCUGAAGAGUGCGGCGAAAAGAGUGGGGUUUGCUCUUCAGUUCCUCCACCGUGUCUGCCAGUAACACAUGCCUUGGUUCCACCUGGGGAAAAUCUUCCUCUGGAUGAAGAUCUUCAAAAAUGGACUGUGGAUGACGUGCACGACUUCAUUAGAAGCCUUCCAGGCUGUUCAGACUAUGCCCAGGUAUUUAAAGAUCAUGCAAUUGAUGGAGAAACUUUGCCAUUACUCACAGAGGAGCACCUUCGUGGCACCAUGGGAUUGAAACUGGGGCCAGCACUAAAAAUUCAGUCACAGGUAUCUCAUCAUGUGGGAAGUAUCUUCUACAAGAAAACUCUUUCACUUCCUACCCAUACAAGACAAGCACUGGAUCAACCAGCAGAUAUAUCCCCUCUUUUGGAUUUUAAUUCCUGGAGUGAUACAUUGAGCCUUCCUUGUUCCCAGGAUUAAUAAUUCCUAAAAGAAUUGAGCCAGAUUUAUGAGAAACCGAAGACCUUCAAGAACCAAGAACAGUCUUCACCAGUUCUCGAAAAACUCUAAGAAUACUAGCAAGGACAUAUGAGAGUACAGAAUGGAGAGAUGGAGAGACAGAGAGAGAGAGAUAGAGAUAGAGAGAUAGAGAGAGAGAGAGAGAGAGAGAGAGAGAGAGAGAGAGAGAGAGAGAGAGAGAAGGAGGGAGAGAAAGCCAGCCCUCUUAGGGCUAUUGUUGGAAGAGGUUUACUCAGCUUCCUGCCAGGGCUGCAGUGAUCCUAGCACCAAGAGGCUAGCUAGAGCAUUACCCUUGGAAGAAAAUAUUAAUGAGAAUUUUCAAACAUCAAGAAAACUGCAGUUGGAUGUUUUUGUGAGGAAGUCUCUGAAGAAGCCAAAAGAGCUAAAAGUGGGGAAGAAAGCUUUUUAUUUCCCUUGUUUCCCAUCCCCCAACUCUGAGAGAGACAAAGACUGGGGUCUGAAGGAAGAACAGAAGUCAGAAAAGGACACAAGAGAAUGGAAAAACUGAUCCUAUGCGUCCACUGUUUCUCCUCCAAGAAGCAUUCCUCUUAAAGCUGGCCCAGCUAGGAAAUAGGGAAAGCCUUAACCUUAAAGUUUCUAGCUUGGAUGGUAAUAAAAACAGCAUGUUACUGGCAAAAAAACAGACCCGAGGAGCAAUAAAAUGAUUAGAAGAUGCAUAAACAACUCUAGACAUACUUAGCCACCUUAUCUUUGAGAAAGGUGCCAACCACCUUCACUGGAAAAAGGAUAGCCUCUUUAAUAAAUGGUGCUGGAAAAACUGGCUUUCCACAUG